Molecule: messenger RNA, 1068 nt
Organism: Triticum urartu
Lineage: Eukaryota; Viridiplantae; Streptophyta; Magnoliopsida; Poales; Poaceae
Source: RefSeq, a predicted model, not a curated record
AUGAGAAGGCCCCUUUUCGAGCGUAUCGUACAUGCACUAGGAGAGUGGUCUCCAGAGUUCACGCAAAGGAAAGAUGCUCUUGACCGUGAUGGACUAUCUCCAUUGCAGAAAUGCACAUCAGCUAUUCACCAAUUGGCAUAUGGUACUCCCGCGGACGCUCUCGAUGAGUACCUGAAGAUUGCCGAGUGCACAUCAAUUAAGUGCUUAAAGCUGUUCGUCAAAGGCGUGGUUCAUAUAUUUGGUGAUGAGUAUAUGCGAAAACCCAAUGUCAACGAUGUGCAGCGCUUACUUGAUAUUGGAGAGAGUCGUGGGUUUCCUGGCAUGUUAGGAAGCCUCGACUGUAUGCACUGGCGUUGGGACAAAUGUCCCAUGGAGUGGAAGGGACAAUUCACCAGUGGGUAUAAAGGCGUCCCUACUCUUAUUCUAGAGGCGGUUACUUCUCAGAAUCUUUGGAUAUGGCAUGCAUUUUUUGGUGUUGCUGGAUCCAACAAUGACAUCAACGUGCUUAAUCAGUCGACGUUGUUCCUUGAGCAACUGAAAGGGCAAGCUCCUCGAGUGAACUAUAAUGUCAACGAGAAGGAAUAUCAACUUGGUUAUUACCUUGUAGAUGGAAUAUACCCAGAGUGGGCAGCAUUCGUGAAGUCGAUACCGAUGGCUCAAACAGAAAAACAGAGGUUGUUUGCUAAACAUCAAGAAGGUGCAAGGAAGGAUGUGGAACGUGCAUUUGGUGUGCUCCAGGCGCGAUGGUCUAUUUUACGGCGCCCGGCACGUUUAUAUGACCGGGGCGAUCUCCAUCAUAUUAUGUUAGCCUGCAUCAUUCUACACAACAUGAUAGUUGAGGAUGAAAAAGAAGAGGCGGGGAAUAUGCUUGAUUUGAAUGAGGAAGCAGGCUCAUCAAUUGUUUUCCCAUCAGUAUUUACUCAUGGUGACAUGCCAAUAUUUGCCGAGGUACUUCAAAGAGAUGCUAGAAUUCGUAAUCGUCCGAUGCAUAAGGCUCUAAAAAAUGAUUUGAUUGAGCAUAUAUGGAGAAAGUUUGGGCGACGAUAGAUUAUAUUCGAGACUUGAUCC